AUGAACCCUCGACCGGAUAUUAGUUCUGCAUUUAUUGCACCAGUGGAUCUCCAAGCCUAUCCAAUGUACAGCACCGUUGUUGCAUAUCCAACUGAUCUCAGUACCAUCAAACAGAGGCUAGAAAACAGAUUCUACAGGCGCCUGUCUUCAUUAAUGUGGGAGGUGAGAUACAUUGAACACAACACCCGUACAUUUAAUGAGCCUGGAAGUCCUAUUGUAAAAACUGCAAAAUUCAUCUCAGAUGUUCUGCUUCAUUUUAUCAAGGACCAAACUUGUUAUGACAUAAUUCCGCUUUAUAACAGCAUGAAGAAAAAGAUCUUGUCAGACUCUGAAGAGGAAGAAGAGAAAGAUGCAGAUGUUCCUGGAAUCUCCACUAGAAAAACAAAGGAAUAUCAACCGAAGCGUAAAUUGCGCAAUAGAACUCAAUCGUAUGAUUUGCAAUCUUGGAAGAAGCAAUGUGAGGAGCUAUUAAACCUAAUUUUCCAGUGUGAAGACUCUGAACCAUUUCGACAGCCAGUUGACCUUCUUGAGUACUCUGAUUAUCGAGCCAUAAUUGAUACACCAAUGGAUUUUGGAACCGUAAUAGAAACUUUAGAAGCUGGAAACUAUGUGUCUCCAAUAGAAUUGUGUAAGGAUGUGAGACUUAUUUUCAGCAACUCUAAGUCAUAUACUCCAAGCAAAAGAUCAAAG
Molecule: messenger RNA, 690 nt
Organism: Bombina bombina (fire-bellied toad)
Lineage: Eukaryota; Metazoa; Chordata; Amphibia; Anura; Bombinatoridae
Product: PH-interacting protein-like
Exons: 7
Biological process (GO): cytoskeleton organization; regulation of cell shape; regulation of transcription by RNA polymerase II
Cellular component (GO): nucleus
Molecular function (GO): protein binding
Source: RefSeq, a predicted model, not a curated record